AUUUGGUAAUGCGAGCUCACCACAAAGGUAAUUAAAGUUAUUUUCCGGUUGUAGUGGUUAGCAGCCGAGCUCGCGAGGUUAGUAAUGCUGUAGCCAGAGCGCUCUUUUGUUUGAGGAGAAACAGCAACAGCAGCGGCAGUAGAAGUGUGAGGAUUGGUGGACUCUAGCGUGAGAGCGCCUACACCAAAGUUGGAACACAACAGACAAGAGAGUUCAUAUAAAUAAAACACGAACGCGUGGAUGUUAGGCUUAGAUUGAUAGUGAUGUUUUUUAUGUCCUUGUUUGUCUGGAAGAAUAGCUCGUGUCUCGGCUAACUAGUGUGCAGAUUAGUGCGUUAUCAAAAUGUUGUCAGUGCCAGUGUUCUCAUUAGAUUGGGAUUGAUCAAUAGCCUCAACCGUCAACAUUACAACGUUUAUAUCCUCAGCCGACAAAAAACAACAACUAAUAAACCAGUACUUUUUCUAUGGGCUCCAAGAGACGACGCAUCGCUUCUCCCUCCAGCAGUGUGAGUGGAGACUUUGACGAUGCCACUUCAUCAACUCCAGCCAGUAGCUGGAAAAGGAGGAGGAGGACUUCUAAUGCCACUGCUGUCGAUCAAAUCGCUGUUUGCAAUGAAUUGUACAACACUGUCAGGGACUACAAAGAUGAGCAAGGGAGGCAGAUCUGUGAGCUGUUUGUUCGUGUUCCGAAAAGAAGGAAUCAGCCGGAUUACUACGAGGUGGUGAGCCAGCCCAUUGACAUGAUGAAGAUCCAGCAGAAGCUCAGGACAGAAGACUACCAAGAUGCAGAGCAGUUCUCUGAAGAUUUUAAGCUGCUUAUAAACAAUGCCAAAGCUUACUAUCCGGCUGAUAGUCCGGAGUACAGGGCUGCCUGUAAGUUGUGGGAUCUGUUUCUAGCCACAAAGAAUAGCCUUCUUCGGGGAGGAGAUGUCGAGGAUGAUGAGGAAGAAGAGGAAAGUGAAGAUGCUGACAACACAGGAGUCUCCACAGAGGAGGAGAUGUCACCUAACUAUAUGAAGGGGCUCCUAGAGCAGCUGUUGGAGGCUCUUGUGUCUUAUACUGACUCUUCAGGGAGAUUAGUUAGUGAACUUUUCCAGAAGCUGCCCUCUAAACUGCAAUACCCAGACUACUAUGCCAUAAUCAAAGAGCCAAUAGAUUUGCGAACCAUAGCUCAGAGGAUACAGAUGGGACAUUACAAAUCCAUCAGUGCCAUGUCCAAGGACAUUGAUCUUUUGGCCAAAAAUGCCAAAGCCUACAAUGAACCUGGAUCACAAGUUUAUAAGGAUGCAAACACAAUCAAGAAGGUAUUUUUGCAGAGGAGGACUGAACUUGAACAAGCAGAACCAACAAAAUCCAGCCUCCGCAUCAGGAAUCGGAGGUCUGCUCAGGGUGAUCGUCUGCCUGCUAUUACCGUGUCUCUGCAGCCUGGCUCAGAGAGUGAUGAAGACUCCAUUCUCUCAGGCUCUGUGCGGUAUGACGCUGGGGAGAUGGAGUCUGAAAGUGGGCAUACUCGACUAGCUACCAGUGAUCCGAUCUUCCAGUUGUACCAAGCUGUCAGAGGGGGCCGUAACACUCAGGGUCAGCUCCUCGCUGAGCCGUUCCUCCAGCUACCUUCACGCAGAGAGUACCCUGAUUACUACCAUCAGAUCAAAUACCCCAUUUCUCUCCAGCAAAUUAGAGAAAAAAUGCGGAACGGGGAGUAUGAAGGAGUCGAGCAGGUGGAAUCGGACCUUAUUACUAUGUUUGACAAUGCUAGACGCUACAAUGUCCCCAAUUCUGCCAUUUACAAGCGUGCUCAAAAAUUACAGCAAAUAAUGCAGCUAAAAAUGAGAGAACUUCGAGAUGAUGAGGGAGAAAGUUUGCUUUCUACCAUGAUCCCUGACACAGGAAGCAGUAAGAGAAAAAGCCAUAAGAAGAACACCAAGAAAAACAGGAUGAAGGCAUUGUUUGCAGCAGUGACAGAGGCACGAGAGGCAGGUACAGGUCGGCGCCUCUGUGACCUCUUCAUGGUGAAGCCAUCAAAGAAGGACUACCCUGAUUACUACCAGGUUAUCUUGGAGCCCAUGGACCUGCGCACCAUUGAGAGCAAUAUCCGCGCUGAACGCUAUGUCAGCGAGGAGGCCCUCAUGAAUGAUAUGAAGCUCAUGUUCCGCAACGCUCGCCACUACAACGAGGAAGGCUCUCAGGUUUUCAAUGAUGCAGACAUUCUGGAAAAGAUUGCAAAGGAAAAGCAGAAGGAACUUAGACCUUUACCUGGGGAUGAUGAUGUUGGCUCACCCAAACUCAAACUACGAAGGAGUGGGGGUGCUGCAUCUCCCAAGAAGUCUCGUACUCAGACAUCCCUGCAGCAGAAACUGAGCGAGCUCUACGAAGCUGUUCGCAGUUUUACAGACAGUCGUGGACGCCGUCUGAGCACAGUGUUUCUGCGGCUGCCAUCGCGCUCUGAGCUGCCUGAUUACUACGCCGCCAUCAAGCGGCCUAUUGACAUGGAGCGUCUGCGCAGCUACAUGGUGCAGGGCCGCUACCAGGACAUAGAUUCCAUGGCUGAGGAUUUCAUCCUUAUGUUCAACAACGCCUGUACAUACAACGAGCCUGAGUCGCUCAUCUACCGCGAUGCACUGCUGCUCCACAGAGCCUUCCUUGACACACGCCGCAACUUGGAGAAGGAGGAAGAGGAUGGAGAGGAAAGAGUGGGAGCUCAGGUGGCUGUAGCUUCGCUGGUUUGUGAGCUUAUUCGGAAUCUAUUUGUGUCGGUGAUGGGCCAUCAAGACGACGAGGGCCGCUGCUACAGCGACUCGCUCGCAGAGGUGCCCGCUGUGGAUCCUGCCAACUUGGAGGAACCACCUCUUAACUUGGAGAUGAUCCGCAACAACGUAGAGCGUGGACGCUAUCGGAGGCUGGAUGUGUUUCAGGAGCAUUUCUUUGAGGUGCUGGAGAAAGCCAGACGCCUCAACAGAACAGAUUCUGAGAUAUUUGAGGACUCAGUUGAGCUGCAGCAGUUCUUUGUGAAGAUCCGAGAUGAGCUAUGCAAGAAUGGCGAGAUCCUACUCUCCCCAGCACUGAGCUAUACAUCCAGACAUCUGCAUGUAGAUGUGGAGCAGGAGAAGAGAGAAAAACUGCCUCUGGAAAUGGAGGAAGAUCGACUCAAAGUUGAGGAAGACAAGAAAGAGGAGGAAAAGACAGAGGGUGGUACAGAGGGACAGUGGUCUUCAGGUCUUCAGAAAACCUAUAGUCAAGACUGCAGCUUUGAGAACAGCAUCUACAGUGUAGGAGAUUUUGUGUAUGUGCAACCAUCUGAAGCCAACCUGCAGCCCCACAUUGUAAGCAUUGAGAAACUGUGGAAGGAUGAGGCUGGUGAGCAGUGGCUGUAUGGCUGUUGGUUUUACCGACCAGGUGAAACCUUCCACCUAGCUACACGCAAGUUCCUGGAAAAGGAAGUAUUCAAGAGUGACUACUACAAUAAAGUUCCAGUCAGUAAGAUACUGGGGAAAUGCAUGGUCAUAUUUGUAAAGGAUUAUUUUAAACUUCAGCCUGAGGGCUUCAAGCCCGAGGACGUCUUUGUUUGCGAGUCUCGUUACACGACCCGGACCAAGGCCUUCAAGAAGAUCAAAAUGUGGACCAUCCCACCAAGCUCUGUGAAAUUAAUCCCUCGUGAUGUGCCAUUACCUGUAGUCAGAGUUGUGUCCAUGUUCGUCAGUGCUGCAAAUUGUGACCAGGAUAAGAUGAUGGCAGACACUGCUGAUGAUCAUGGUAGCUUUAUUGAGAAAGAGAGAGAGGCUGUUCCUGUAGAGGUGGCCAAUAGUGAACCUGGAUGUCAGUACUACGAACAGCUAUGCUACAAUAACAUGUGGCUGAAAGUGGGUGAUUGUGUCUACAUUCGAUCUCAUGGAUUGAUACGGCCACGAAUUGGCAGGAUUGAGAAGAUGUGGGAGCAGGAUGGAGUUGCUUUCUUCUUUGGGCCGAUAUUCAUCCACCCUGAGGAGACAGAACAUGAGCCCACCAAGAUGUUCUACCAGCGUGAAGUGUUCCUGAGCAACGUGGAGGAGACCUCCCCCAUGAUGUGCAUUAUAGGAAAGUGUGUUGUCUCCUCCUUUAAGGACUUUAUUUCCUGUAGGCCCACUGAGUUUGCAGAGGAGAACGUACACCUGUGUGAGAGCCGGUACAUUGAGGCAGAGAAGCAGAUGAAAAAAUUUAAGGGCCUUAAACGAUUUUCCCUUUCAGCGAAAGUGGUGGACGAUGAGAUCUACUACUUCAGAAAGCCGCUUGUGCCUUCCAAGGAACCAUCUCCCCUGCUGGAUAAAAAGAUUGAAGAGCUAGAGGCCAAAUUUGCAGAUAUUGAGGACCUGGAUGAAGAUCUAGAUGAGAUGGAGGAUGAGGAUGACGAAGCACCAGCAACACCCUCCAUGCCCCAGCAUCAGGUUUCACUGACUAGUGAUAUGGACCUUCCUAACAUACCACUACAGUCUACACCAAAGACGAUAAAAGGUCUAUCCAAGAAAGAAGGAGCCAAGCGCAAGAUCAACAUGAGUGGCUACAUUCUGUUUAGCAGUGAGAUGCGAGCUGUCAUCAAGGCUCGACACCCAGAUUUCUCCUUUGGAGAGCUAAGUCGUCUUGUGGGUACGGAGUGGAGGAACCUGGAAUCUACUAAGAAAUCAGAGUAUGAAGAGCGGGCAGCUAAACUGGUAGAACAGCAGGAACGAGAGAGGGCCCUCCAGCAACAGCUGCAACAACAACAACAGCAGCAGCAGGCGGCAGCUUCUCCGAGAGCAGGCAUGAUGGGAAAUUAUGGCCCACCCUUCAUGCCUAUGCAGGGUCCUCCUGAUGGCAUGAUGGGUAUGGGUGGCACACCUCCUCACCCCAUGGGGGUGACCGCGUUGCCACCUCAGCACUACUUUACAUCAGGCAUGGCUGGGUACCCUGGUAUGCCCCAUCCUGGUGGAAUGGGACCUGGUAUUAAUGGUAUGGCUGGAAGUCCUGGUCCAGGAAAUCCUUAUGGGCUUCAGAUGGGUGUAUAUGGACCCGGGCAGGUGGCUCCACCUCCAUACCCAGGCCAAGGUCAGCUGGGUCAGAAUGCCAACCAACCACAAGGCGCACCCAUGUUCAUAGCGCCUCCUCCCAGGCCGCAGCGCCUCUUGCAUUCAGAAGCCUAUCUGAAAUACAUAGAAGGACUCAGUGCAGAUUGCCCCACUGUCAGCAAAUGGGACCAGAGCCUUAAGGCUGGAAGGAAAGACACUCGCCUGAGUAGAGAGCAGGAGAGUCGUCUUCCUUCUCAUUGGCUGAAGAGCAAAGGGGCUCACACCACAAUGGUUGAUGCAUUGUGGCGACUUAGAGACUUAAUGAUGAGAGACACACUCAGCAUCCGACAAGCUUACAACCUUUAACCUUUACAGUUUAAACCCUGAUGCUCAGGACCCCUAUUUAUGCAAGAUGAUAUUUCAGCCAAAUCUAAUAUCAGUGUAAAGCAGCUGAUUUGUUCAGUAUGUUCCACAGCAAUAAUAAUGUCAGCUUUUUGUAUAAAUAAGAUUUUAGUCAUUUACAUGGUUUCUUAUUGAUGCACUGGAAUUAUCACAAAUGCAUUAGCUAAUUUAUAACUACUGAUAUGAUGGAUGAUCAUGUACCUGAUGACCAUUGGAAGUUUUAGAACUGUUUAGAUGAAAUAUGGUUAUGCAGAAGAGCUUAAUUAACCACAUGUGAUUUUAUGUUACAAUUUUCCCAGUUGAAUGGAUGUAUAGAGGAAUCACCUCCAACACUGAUUUAAUGGAGAAAUGUGUCCUGCUUUAACCACUUUUAAGUCUUAUUUAUGGUACAAAAUUACAUCAGGUGGACAAACUGUAACACACAGUUGUAUGUUACCAAUAUUUUUUAAUGUGUCAAAAUAAGCUUGAUUUAUCUUCAUUUUAUUGACAAUUUAAUAUUUUUGCAUUUUGUUUGGUAAAAUUAUAUAUGUGUUACUUUGUAUUUGUGUUUUGAAUAUUAUCCCAUAAAUGUUGACAUUCAAAA
This is a messenger RNA of Ictalurus furcatus (blue catfish), 5999 nucleotides long. It is a transcript of the gene pbrm1l, whose product is annotated as polybromo 1, like. Gene Ontology annotation, molecular function: chromatin binding; protein binding. The transcript is spliced from 30 exons. Gene Ontology annotation, biological process: chromatin remodeling. NCBI's taxonomy places the organism in Eukaryota, Metazoa, Chordata, Actinopteri, Siluriformes, Ictaluridae. The record is from RefSeq and is a predicted model, not a curated record. Bases 464 to 5380 code for a protein of 1638 amino acids. Gene Ontology annotation, cellular component: RSC-type complex.